This is a messenger RNA of Coturnix japonica (Japanese quail), 5838 nucleotides long. It is a transcript of the gene ITPKA, whose product is annotated as inositol-trisphosphate 3-kinase A. Gene Ontology annotation, molecular function: inositol hexakisphosphate kinase activity. Lineage: Eukaryota; Metazoa; Chordata; Aves; Galliformes; Phasianidae. Gene Ontology annotation, biological process: phosphatidylinositol phosphate biosynthetic process; inositol phosphate biosynthetic process. The record is from RefSeq and is a predicted model, not a curated record. Gene Ontology annotation, cellular component: cytoplasm; nucleus.
CCCGGAGCCGGAGCGGCGGGCGCGGUAGCCGGCUGCGGGUGAGUCAGAGCCGCCCGGGGAGGCCGGGCCGGACAUGAGCCGCGCCGCCGGGCUGCGAGCGGCGGCCGGAGGCUGAGCCACAAAAGAAGUUUCCCCGUUGGCGCGGCGCAGGAGCUCCCUGAUGCACGCUCCCGGCCGCCGGCCGUGGGGCUCUGCCCGGCAGCCGCCCGCCGCCGAGCCCGGCGCGGAGCCCCGAGCGGCGCUGCACAGCAGCCCGGACCUCAGCCGGGCCACGCGGCUCAGCGUGGGCGAGCUGCGCUCCCUGUUCGAGGCGCGCUGUGCCGCGGUCGCCGCCGCCGCCGCCCGGCAGCUGCCCGACCCGGCGAAGCGGGGCUGCCGGCCCCCCAACGGCGUGAUGCCGCCCGUCAUCCCGCGCCUCACCGUCACCGCCGAGGAGAGCGAGGAGUCGCAGGGCGGCCCCAAGGCGCCGCCGGCGCACCCGGAGGGCGGCUGGCUGAGGACGGACAGCUCGCUGCACCUGCAGUCCCGUAGGCUGUCCACCUCCUCGCUCUCCUCCACGGGCUCCUCGUCCCUCCUGGAGGACUCGGAGGACGAUGUGCUGAGCGACACGGAGGGCAGGAGCCAGGGCAUCGUGCACCUGGAGCGCGGAGAGGAAUCCAGCCAGAAAAAGGCAUGGCACACAAUUAAAACCAUGGUUAACUUACCAGUGAUUAGCCCCUUCAAGAAACGCUACUCAUGGGUGCAGCUGGCUGGGCAUACAGGGAGUUUCAAGGCAGCUGAUAGUGGUAAGAUUCUCAAACGCUUCUCAGAGAAUGAAAAGGAAUGUUUUGAGCGAUUAAUGAAAGACCCUCUACGAUCCUGCGUCCCUUGCUUCCAUGGUGUAGUGGAGAGAGAUGGAGAGACCUACAUUCAGCUGGAUGACUUGCUUACUGAUUUUGAAGGGCCGUGUGUAAUGGACUGUAAGAUGGGAAUCAGGACGUACCUGGAAGAAGAGCUGACGAAAGCCCGUGAGAAACCAAAGCUGCGUAAAGACAUGUACAAGAAAAUGAUUGAAGUGGAUCCUCUUGCUCCCACAGCUGAAGAGAAUGCUCAGCAUGCUGUCACCAAGCCCCGAUACAUGCAGUGGAGGGAAACAAUCAGCUCUAGUGCCAACCUGGGCUUUAGGAUCGAAGGGAUUAAGAAAGCAGAUGGAACGUGCAACACAAACUUCAAAACUACGAAGACACAGGAGCAAGUGCUCCAGGUUUUUGUGGAAUUCAUCGAGGGCAACACAAUUAUUUUGAAAAAAUACCUCAAGCGUCUGCAGGAAAUUCAUAUCAUUCUUGAAUCCUCAGACUUCUUCAAGCGACAUGAGGUGAGCGGUCGUAGGAAGUUCACUACUUUUUGUACAUGAUGGCAAUGGGAAUGCCAACGUGUGGCUGAUUGAUUUUGGGAAGACCACCCUUCUCCCUGAUGGGCAGACACUGGAUCAUAGGAUCCCCUGGCAAGAAGGCAACAGGGAGGAUGGGUACUUGUUGGGACUGGACAAUUUGAUUCGCAUCUUGGAAAGCAUCACGGAAAGAUGAGUUGAAAGUGGCACAAAACUUACAGGGCUGCUUUGUAACAAACUUUCUUCUCUGCUGAGAUCACUCAGAAGGAAACCGCUUUAACUAGCUCCCUUCAAACUCCUGAGGUCAUCACAGUGCAGAGGGAAAUGCAUCCAGAACCCAGCAGCUAGUUUUUGAAAUGACUUUGCAUCAGCCCUCUGUGAACUAAACAGCUAACUCCAGAUUGGUCUGUAUUGCACCAACCUAAUGUAAGACUGGUCCUCAGAGAAUCAAGAUCUCCAUACUCAGGAAUCACACCAGCAUGAGUCAAGAGGUCUGUAUGGUAAACCAGAAAGACUGUGAUUUCUGGUAAACUGAUGGGUUUAUCUCUCAGUGAUCCAGAGCAAGUGCUUGGGAAUUCAAGGGGGGAGUAACAACGUUUCAGGGAACUGGAUAGUUUUGAAACCAGCAGGAGUGUUUUUUUCCUUUCGCCCUUAUUCCAAGUCUUCUUGCUCCUGUGUAUAUUAUAGGUUGGACUAACAACAGCUGCUGCCUUAUGUUAUAGGUGUACUCAAGGUGGAAGUUGGUGAUAAUCAGAAGAAUCCUGGAGCAAAGUGAGACAGCAGUUUGUAGUGGCUGUAUGUGGUAACUGUUGUUGAUUAGUCCUCCUCAUCCCCACCCUAGCCUCAAUUCACUUCUGUCCAAGAGCAGCCUCUGCUUUUUUAUGUAGCCUCUCAGGAGAUUACAGAUAGCCCAGGGAGCGAGUAGCAGCCUGUUGUAUCCAGAAACAUUUGACUUUCAGACUAGGUGGGCUGUUGGAAAAGUGCCUGGCUUGGCAGGUUUGGCCUCUUGCAGCUCAACUACAGCUGUGAAAAUCAGUGAUAACACUCUAGCACUCAGACUGGGGAACUAAGGGGUUUUUCAAGGCAUGCUCAUUUUUAACAUAAAACCGCUGUACACAUGCACAUAGAUGCACACACUAGCAGCCAGUAACCAAUGUGAUCUUUUAAAGAUCAUAGUUUGACUAUCUUCUGAUGCACGUGAAAGAGGUGAUUUCUUGGCCAUGCUCCUGUUUCCUAGUACAAUGCUGCCACUUAAGUGUGUAGACUUCUUAUAUAAGUACUUUUAUAUACGAGUGUAUAGAGCAGAAAUCAGGAGGGAAAAGUUUUUGCAUUCACAGCAUUACACUAAUGAUAAUUCCUAGAUGUUCCUCCUCCAGUAUAUCAGCUGUUAACUCAGGGCAGUUUGGGGGGAGGGAAUGUCAAUAUAUCACAUCCCUUAGUCCCUGUCUGGAAUCACAGGACCACUUGUGGUUGACUCUCUUCUGCUGUGGCCGAGGGACAGCCACAAAAAAACUCACAGUGAUUCACAGUGUUUAGGUUAAAAUGAGGAAGACUGAAGUGAUAGUUCUUGUAAUGGCUUCACGUACCAUUUCUGUUGGUUGCCUCUUGUCACUUUAUCAGUUCUAUAAAUAUAACAGGAUGUAAUGACUUAUCAGUAUUCACCUGUUCACUUACAUUCCAGGCUUUAAUAUAAAUAUAUGUUGAUGCAGUUUCCAAAAUAAGGACAAGGCUUAGAUUAGUGUUUGAUUAAUUCACUCCUAACAUCAUGAGCUGGUAAUGCACAUCAAUCAGCGAUGGCUGUCUCUUGCGAGUGUCCUCUGCUCAGAAGAGAUUCCAAGAAUUCUGGGAUGGAUAAAGGUAACUUGGUGCUUGGGGGAGCAGCUUUUUCAAGAGUAACUAACUGUGACCAUGAGCAAAAGUCCCAUAGAGUGUAGCCCUGGAAUGAAAUGCAUCUGUAACAUUUGUAAUUUGAAUCAAAGGGAAAUCAGAGAGUUACUUUUGAUUACAGACUCUUGUUCUACGAGAUCAGAUUCAAGAACUUAUUCUUCACCUCUAAACAAAACAGCAGUAUUAAAAAUGCAAUUAUGCCCUAAAGGUUAGAGGACAUAGAAUGGGUAUCCUGUGGGAUAUAAUGAAGUGCGGAGACAUUUCCUUGUCAAACAGGUUGUUUGAAGCUUUGUUAAUUAUUUUUGCAGUUCAUUGCAAAUUCAGACUUCUUCUGUGGCCUUCUUGAGUCCUUCUUAAUUCAUUUCCAUGAUAGUGUGCAAAUGAAUUCUCCACUGUUUUUUUUUCUUUUCCAGAGUUUUUUUUAGCUAUUUCAAAGAGUUUACACUUAGUUUGUUUUUUAAGUUGAGGUGAGCUUCAGUAUUGAGCAUGCAUGUUGUAUUUUAGAUGUCUCCUAACUUUGGGAUUGCUGUGAGAUAACAAAUUAAUCUGCGUUGAUUUUCAUACUAUUAAUUAAGAAAAAAGUCCUCCUUUUUUGCAGCCAACAGGUAAACUACGUGCUAGCAGUGCUUAAGGAGGAAAAAGGAGUAAAUAAAUCUCACAGGAGGGACCUUUAAUAACGCGGCCUUUUCUGUAAGACUGCAGUUUCAGGGGUUUGGAAAAAAAAAAACAAAAAAACAGAACUGGAAAAGGUUAAAUAAAGGAUAAAGUAUAAUGAGACAGUGAGGGUGAUACAAUUAAUGAGUGGUUUGCCUAAUUAACUUUCAUUAAUUCUUUAUUCUGUUAACACAUGAGAACCUUUUGCACCAGUGCAAGUUAUUUUCUGGAUGGGGGGUGGGAUUUAGAGGGUAAAAGUUAGCUGAUACUCCAGUGUCACUUGAGAAUGUGUCAUGGACUUUUAGAAUUGAUGUCUUGUUUUAAAGUAGAAGCAACUUGGUAGUGGUAGCUUCAAAAACCUGACUGCUGCUGGCACCUCUGAGGGUGGUUUGUAGAACCUGGUCUUGGAGACAACAAGAGAACCUCUUCAGAACUGUGCAGUAGGUGAGAAGAUGGAAAAGGGGAGGGGAGAAAGAGAACCUCAGCUAUAGCAGUCCUUGUUCUGGAAAUUCAUUCUAGAUGUUAAAUAGAUACUAAAUAGUUCUAGCAAGUUUGUUUUGAAAUGAAGUUUUGGCUUAUCGAAGGGCUAGAAAGGAAGAAACCACAAUCUAAUAUUCUGCUGCUGUUACAGGAAAGGUGCAAAGGAAAGGAGCUUUUCUUUAGCAAAUGGCAAGUGUAGGACUACAGAUGUGAGGACUGGAGCUCUCAGGGGAUGGAGGCUGUGAGAUCAUGAGCAAAUGAUUGCAGGGUAAGUUAAGUUAGAUAACCUUGAUUCACAUCAGAAGUCCCUGAGUGCCUCUUUGUGUACAUUCACGUGCUGCUGUGAGGAAGCUGUAUAGUUUUGUUUUGCUAUGGAGUAACUUGCCUUGAACAAGCUUACAUUUGUUUGAGAUCAACAUGCACAGGCAUUUGCCAUCUAAGAGCUGAUGCAUGGCAACCUAGGCACAUGUAAGUUCAGAACACAGUUCUUUAAAUGCUUCCACUGGGAUAGUGCCUCACUCUGGAGACACUGAAAUCACGUGUUUCCACAUGGGAACAUACACUUGUCCAUGCUCAGAGCAGCAAACCUUUGGUUUAUGCACUAAGGUCACUGAGCUCUCUAGUUAGAUGCAGCAGAGUUCAGUUCUGUAGCUGCAUGCAUCUAGCAGAAGGACUUCUCUUCCCCAGCUUUGAUAGCAACUUGCGUUUUGGCCUUGGGCAGCUCUCCUUGGCCUGUUCUGUUCCUCUUUCACCGAUGGUAAUAGUACCUCCUUAUCUCAUAGAAUGGUAUGAGGCUGUACUUCAUUUUUGCCUGCAAGAUGCCAUGAGGUUCUUUGGUGGAAGGUGCAAUAUAAAAAGAAGUACACAAAGAAGUACAUUGGAUAAGUUUAAAAAUGAUAGGUGUUAAGAUUCCCCAUGGAUAUACAUUGGGAUUAAGUUUAACCAAAGUGGUGCAAAUUAAAUGCCUCUGUAUUUUGCACGUGGAGUAUUCACUGACCAUCUGAUUCUGAUUCUGUUCGGAUGAUUGGGAAAGAUUUCAGUGGGAUUUGGACUAAACCCUGGAGUAUCUCACAGGGCUCUUGCUUCCUUUUUUUUUGUUUGUUUGUUUUUGUUUUUAAUUGGUGUCAUUAUUUUUUAUUAUUCUGACAGUACUGAGAUCAAAUGGCCUGUAUCAUCAACAGUGCUUCUGUUCUGAACACUACAAUGCAAUGCUGACUGUGGUCACUUUUGACUGUAUUGGCUGAGUGUUUGUUACUCUUAAGUGUGUAUGCUAAUAAAUACAUGAGACUGAAGGAAAAAAGGGCAUCCAUGGUGAUUUGGUCACACAAGAAUAAUAUUUUCUUAAAGAACUUCGCUAUGCAAGGAACAAAACCUUGUUAUUUUAGUGUUUCUUGUGGCUUUAGGCUCUAAUAUCCACUAUUUCCUGAAAUAAAACUGGUUCUAAGACA